Molecule: messenger RNA, 1659 nt
Organism: Ambispora gerdemannii
Lineage: Eukaryota; Fungi; Glomeromycota; Glomeromycetes; Archaeosporales; Ambisporaceae
Source: the annotation of a GenBank genome assembly
AUGACAACCGGAUUGGUUUAUUACAAGUUCAAGUCACAAAUAGAUCACUCGGUGUGCGAAUUUGAGGGCACCGGUAUUUCUGUGUUUGACUUGAAGAAAGAAAUUAUUCUUGCACAAAAACUGGCAAAGUGUACAGACUUUGACCUGGUGUUAAUUAAUCCACAGACUGAUGAAGAAUACACUGAUGAUGCACAUAUAAUUCCACGUUCAGCAUCCGUCAUCGUAAAGCGAGUACCAGCCUCAAAACCUGGUAGAGGAUCCGUGCAACGGUACUUGAAUGGAUUUAUGCCAACAACUAAUGGUAGGGGUCGAGGAAGACACGGGGCAAAUAUGAAGAUGCCCGAGCAACAAAAACCAAAAAUGCAGUCUCCCGAACCCAAAAAACCAAUCACAUCUCUUACAGCCGGUACCGGUGAUGAUGAUUCGGAGGAAGCCCGAAUCAAGGCCAUGUUCAAACAGACGACCGAGCAGUGGGAGCAACAACAGGAGAAAUUGGCUGAAGCAACGCCGAUAUAUAAUAAUAAACGGCGACAACCACAUAAUACACCUCAAAAUACUCCGCAGAAAAUUCCACCGCUUAAUUACGUUUGUUUCCGAUGCGGUACUAAAGGACAUUACAUCAAUAAUUGUCCGACAAAUGGCGACAAGGAAUACGAUAAAAAUAAAAUCAAGAGAACAACCGGAAUUCCAAGAAGUUUCUUAAAACAAGUUGAUGAACCAAAGAAAAAUGGAACUGGUGGCUUAAUGGUCACUCCACAAGGUGGUUUGGUCAUAGCGGUAGCAGAUAAUGCAUCAUGGGAACGCCACAAAGCAAUCACACGAGCCCCGUUGGGCAACAACGGUGACAUCUACGAACAAGCUCCAGUAAAACCAGAAAUGGAGUGCACUCUAUGUCAUCACCUACUACGAGAAGCGGUCACCAUUCCCUGCUGUAAUAAAAACUUUUGUGAUGACUGCGUGAGAAAUUAUUUGCUCGAACAUAACUUUGUUUGUCCUUCUUGUCGCACAACCGAUCAGAUUCCUGACAAUUUAAUACGAAAUCAUUCGUUGAGAGCAGAUAUUGAAAAAUAUCUUAAAGAAUAUGCGAUCAAACUCAAGAACUCUUAUUUGUUAUCGGAUGGAACAACACCGAAAACUCCACCGAAAGAUAGCGAGGAUUCUAGUUCUAGUUCCAAUUCCAAUCUCACUAGUACUCCAACAAAUAAUAAUAAGAGUAUCGACAGUAGCGAUGAUAACACAAAGAAUGUCAGUGUAAAUAGUAAUACUAGUAGCAAUAACACUACUCCCAAUGACAUUCAAGACAAUAAUACCACAAAACCCACUACUCCACGUUCCACAUCCCCAAAACCAAGAUCACGGAACAAUCCUCCUUCGCCACUUCCCACUACUAAUACCAAUGUUAACAAUACUAGUCUUGGUUAUCGGGACGGAACAAACGAUCAAAUGUAUUACUCUGAACCUCAUCAUCCAUUCGUUGGAAAUAUGUACGCUGGCGGAGUUGAUCCGUAUGGAUACAAUUAUCCACCAUAUCCUCCUCACAAUCCAUACACUUACGGAUACCCGGCAAACUACGGAUACUAUCCUCCACCGGCAGCUGUUGGGGCAGGCAUUAAUGAUUUACCUAAUUUUAAUGGUUUUCCAAUUUAUGUUAAAUAUUAA